Molecule: messenger RNA, 1563 nt
Organism: Tupaia belangeri chinensis (Chinese tree shrew)
Lineage: Eukaryota; Metazoa; Chordata; Mammalia; Scandentia; Tupaiidae
Gene: RABL3
Product: RAB, member of RAS oncogene family like 3
Exons: 8
Coding region: 30-740 (236 amino acids)
Source: RefSeq, a predicted model, not a curated record
GGCGUUGGCUGCGUAAAGGUGGAGGCAAGAUGGCGUCCCUGGAUCGGGUGAAGGUACUCGUGUUGGGAGACUCAGGUGUUGGGAAAUCAUCGCUAGUCCAUCUUCUAUGCCAAAAUCAAGUGCUGGGAAAUCCAUCAUGGACUGUGGGCUGCUCAGUGGAUGUCAGAGUUCAUGACUACAAAGAAGGAACUCCAGAAGAGAAGACCUACUAUAUAGAAUUAUGGGAUAUUGGAGGUUCUGUGGGCAGUGCCAGCAGUGUGAAAAGCACAAGAGCAGUAUUCUACAACUCUGUAAAUGGUAUUAUUUUAGUACAUGACUUAACAAACAAAAAGUCAUCCCAAAACUUGUAUCGUUGGUCAUUAGAAGCUCUCAACAGGGAUUUGGUGCCAACUGGAGUCUUGGUGACAAAUGGGGAUUAUGAUCGGGAGCAGUUUGCUGAUAACCAAAUCCCACUGUUGGUAAUAGGUACUAAACUGGACCAAAUUCAUGAAAGCAAACGCCAUGAAGUUUUAACUAGGACUGCUUUCCUGGCUGAGGAUUUCAAUGCAGAAGAGAUUAACUUGGACUGCACAAAUCCACGGUACUUAGCUGCAGGUUCUUCCAAUGCUGUCAAGCUUAGUAGGUUUUUUGAUAAGGUCAUAGAGAAAAGAUACUUUUUAAGAGAAGGCAAUCAGAUUCCAGGCUUUCCUGAUCGGAAAAGGUUUGGGGGAGCAGCACUAAAGAACCUUCAUUAUGACUAAAUGACACUCAUCCUUUGGGAGAGUGAGCAAGUAAUGGCAGUUUUUCACAGUUUUCCUCUUGUUGUGUCCAUUUUUAACGCCUCAGCCUUUAAACAAAAUCAUCUAAAAAUGCUACCCUCCAGCCUCACCCUUUAAUGGAAAAAUGAAAGGAAGUGACAGCUUGGGAGGUUCAAACUUUGUCUCCGUUCUCCGUUGCUCACCUUUCUGUACUGUUUAUAGAUUAUGUAAAAGCCUGUGGAAAUAUGAGAUAUUGUCAAAAUGAUGCAGUAAAUGAGCAGAGACAGAGUACUGCAGAGGAAAUGUACUCUUGCCUAAAGCUGGAGGUUUUUAUGGGUCUGGAAUUUUCUCACACUCAUUGCUGAAGGCUUAAUUAAGUACUUCAAAAUGUAUCUCUAUUGUUUUACCUUUUGAAGGGGAAAGGUUACAUUAACCAGCCCUGAGUUGUCCACCCCAAACAAUUGCUGUCAUUUUCAAAGCAAAAUGGUGUUAUUUAAUUGUCUCCACCCUCAUCACACACAGGGAUGCCUAAUAAUAGCACCCUUGUCUCUCUCUCUCUCUCUCCUCUCCUGUGCAAAUGGCUCAGUGGCUGGGAGAGGCCGACUAAUAGCUGGAGUUAAAUAUAAAUACAGAUUAAUAAUACAUAGAGAACAGCCAUACUAGAAAAGAAUUCUGCGAGAAAUUGACAGUUCCGUCACUCUCGGUUGCAGCUGUCUGCAGUCUCUUACUGUUUUCUCUUUGGAAAUAGGUAAGGAGAAAUCUAAGCCAUGCCCAAGGGCAGUGAGAGAGAUUUAUGGCUUUUUUUUUUUUUUUUUUUUUUUUUUAA